UUCCUUCCAAUGCGAGCAGCGGCGGCUGAGGCUCAAGAAAUCAAUCCCCAACCCUAGUGGCCCUAAUGGCGAGCCCGUCCCCAUAUAGCUUGCGAACGACGACGGCGGUGUAGAUCUUGGCCACUGGAGGCACUGGUCCAUCUCCGCCCCUAUGAAUCCUGGACAUCUCGUCGCCGGCGGCCGGUCUGCCCGGGCGAACCUCUCUUCUGCUGCGCCGCGACGCUGCCCGAGAAAAUCCCCAGGUGGCUCCUCGAUCUACCAUUUGUUGCCCCAUCUAACCUCCAACAUCUGCUUACGGCAGAGAAGAAACAUAGUGUCCCUCGAGUCUUCAGGAAUGCAGAUGCUCCUAACGGAAGAGGUCCUAACUCAGAAGGACUCAUUGUUUCAUCUGGAACGGCCAUUUCCUGGAACAAAAAGCAGGACAUGGCUGGAUGAAUAUGUUAAACAAACAUACCUUCUGUUUUUCUUGCAUCUUCUGGAUUCUUUUGCACUCUCAUUAUCUUUGGUCUUCGCAAUGCCAACUUGUUUACCUUGAUUAUUAUGAUGCAGCAAUUAUUUUCUAUGCCUAAACUACAUUAGAACUCUUGCCAUAAGUUGUGCCCUUGUUCUGGUCCAUGUGCUCGACAUCUCACAUGCGAAAGAUGAUCUCCUUUCUGACUUUGCAAUUCUCAUCCCAGGAUCUAGUAAUGGAAGAGAUCAGUAGUGCAACAUCACCAUUAGGAGAGCCCAUGGUUCCAAUGAUCGCAAACUGUGCACCAACACUAUCAGGUGAGAACAAACUGUGUAUGAAAGGCAAGAAUGUCUUGAUGUGCCUAAUAUUCUGUAAUCCUUGUUUUGAUGUUGUUUUGCUAAAAAAAGAAACAGUCAAUAUCUCAAGAGUCAAGAGGUACCCACGUUGUGGAAACAGUUUGCAUGGUUGAUGAAACUGCCGGUUCUGAAAGCUCAAUGUCAUGGUUUGGUUACCCUAUGAGAAUCCUAUGUGAAAUUGAGGAGCUAAGCCAAGCCUUUUGUACUUUUACUCUUUCUUUUAUUCGUAGAGGCUACUAUAUGUGUCUACUUGUGUGCUAAGCUACCCAUUCCUGACUGGAGGUUGUGGGGUAAUGCUUCUCUGAAUCAACUUGCUAUUUGUAUCCAAACUGAGAGUAAACUUGAGCUCCUUUGAUUGUGGAAAAAAUGGUAUGCUUCAGAUUA
Triticum dicoccoides is the source of this 1191-nucleotide messenger RNA. RefSeq lists its product as uncharacterized. The record is from RefSeq and is a predicted model, not a curated record. NCBI's taxonomy places the organism in Eukaryota, Viridiplantae, Streptophyta, Magnoliopsida, Poales, Poaceae. The coding region runs from base 152 to 535 and encodes 127 amino acids. The transcript has 3 exons.